AUGUCGCCCAACGACUCCAAGCAUACGAUGGACACGCGGCGAACAAGCCAACCGUCGACGGUCAUGGUCAACAUUGCCGAGUCUGAGGAGGAUCCUCGCCGUUUCCACAUGGAAGUCAACCAGGCCCAGAUGCAAUCGAGGCACCUGAACCCGAAAGACUACCCCCUUUACCACAAGCCUACGCCGCCGGAGCUGCUCGCCUUCACCUACAACGUGCCUAGCAGUGAGGCCCAGGACGACACCGAGCCUGCACAUGUGGUAAGACCCCUUGCUUCCAUCAAAGUCGCCUUUGCUAACCUGACGGAGCGCACUGAUAAACCCAGAUCAUCCAUCGAGCGAACGACGCCGGGGUCUCCCAAGAUCUUGCCCGCACGCGAUGCAUCGAUUGCCCGUGCCUCGCGCGCCGACUCCCGAUCGCCUUCAGAAGCAUACCCCCGUCGCCCGCGAUCGAGUCGACAAGUACCCGGGCCAACGGACGGGUACCCCAAACAACAAGAUCUGGGCAGCCAGCUUCGGUCUGCUGCUCAAAAGCUACGUGGAGCAUCCGGGGAAGCGAGCACGACGCGCCGAUCGUCUCGUCAGCCCCGGUCCACAUCUAGCUUCUUGGCUACUCCUGAUGCCACGAGCGAACAGAAUUCAUCGUCUGCCAUCGAGCAAGGCCUCACAUCCCGCCCCCGACUUGGCUUGGGUGCUGAGCAGUUUGGCAGCCCUAGAGCGAGCAACACGGCUGCGAACUUUGGUAGCAACGUUGCCACCCCACCUAUCACGGACGCAGACGCCGAGCCUUUUGAAGAUGGCGAGGAUCACCAUUCUACCCGGGGUCUACUCCAUCAUCCUCGGCCCAGCAUUGACGUCGUCGCGGCUCAAGAUGCUAGUCUCCCUAGUCCAAGGCUAUCUCCUACGCUUGCAACUUCCCAACCGAACACCUCGAGCCAGGAGCAAGGGGGCGAAAGCGGUGACACCAGCUUCGCGACGAGCUCUUUCGCACUGGGCAAAUGGGACAGCGGCUCUAUCAAGUCCGAGGACGAAGACGCCAUGGCGCUCAGCAUGAUUGGCAGCCAGUCGAGAACAAGAGACGGAGAUUCCAUCAUGAUGGAUCCAUUUGGAUUCCUGGACACUUUCGACAUGAUGAAUCCCGACAUGCAGUCCUACAUGAUGUACCAGCUGUUACGCCGCUGUGCUAGACCCACACUGCGUGUCGUUGCCAAUGCUGUCAACCCGGCGCUGAAAUGCGACUUUUUCUCGCAGCUACCCCUCGAACUUAGCUACCACGUCAUGUCCUACCUCGACUUUCGGGAUCUGUGCCGGGCCGCCCAGGUAUCGAAACAUUGGCGUAAUAUCGUGGAUCGCAAUGAGACUGGGUGGAAGGAACUUUUCGACAGAGAUGGAUUCGAGCUUCCCGCGGGAGAGCUCAACAAGGCCAUUGCUCAAGGCUGGGGCUGGCAGGAUCCUGUUGGGCACAUGGGCGUUGAGAAGGAUUUGAGCAUGCAUAGGCGUCUAACUACCUCGGAGCAAGAGCUUACAAAGGCCCUGCCACCGCCAGCACCCAAAACCCGACUUUCGAAGCGCAAGCGGGCUCUCAACGCCCACCCCUCGAGCGAACGAUCGAAGCGUAGGGCCAGCGCACAGGAAGCGCUGUCUAGAGAGGAGAAGGCCCAGGUCGAGGUCAAGCAGCACCGGAGCGCAGGCCCGCUGUCGGCUGCGAAUGCCGCCGCUUCGGCCGUGCCCGACCCUCAUCUUGGCCUGCCCAGCCUCCGCGAGCUGCACUUGUUCAAGUCGCUGUACCGUCGUCACCACAUGAUACGCCAGAGCUGGAUGAGCGGCAAGGUGAAGCCUUCGCAUGUGGCGUUCGCCGCGCACCCGCGCCAUGUUAUCACUUGUCUCCAAUUCGACGACGACAAGAUCAUUACCGGCAGUGACGAUACCUUCAUUCACGUCUACGACACAAAGACGGGUAAGCUCCGCAACAAACUGUUCGGCCACGAGGGUGGCGUGUGGGCUCUGCAAUACGAAGGGAACAUCCUCGUGUCGGGUUCCACGGACAGGACUGUCCGCGUCUGGGACAUUGAGCGUGGCGUCUGCCAACAGGUGUUCCACGGCCACACUAGCACUGUGCGCUGCCUGCAGAUCCUCAUGCCCGCCAAGACUGGUACAGGCCACGAUGGCAAGGCUAUAAUGCAACCAGAAAAGCCGCUGAUUAUCACGGGCUCGCGAGAUAGUCAGUUGCGAAUCUGGCGUCUGCCCGAGAUUGGCUCGAAGCGCUACACGCAGAGCGGCGCCCCAGCCUCGGACUCGGAGUGCCCCUACUUCAUCAGGGCACUGCACGGGCACACGCAUUCCGUCCGCGCCAUCUCCGCGCACGGGGACACGUUGGUGAGCGGGUCAUACGACAGCGUGGUCCGUGUCUGGCGCAUCAGCACAGGCGAAUGCCUCCACUCAUUACACGGGCACUCUCAGAAGGUGUACUCGGUCGUACUUGAUCACGAGCGCAAUCGCUGCAUCUCUGGCUCCAUGGACUCGCUGGUCAAGAUAUGGGACCUGAGGACUGGAGCCUGUCUCUACACCCUGGAGGGCCACAGCUUGCUGGUAGGGCUUCUUGAUCUUCGGGACGAGCGCCUUGUCUCCGCCGCUGCCGACUCGACGCUGCGUAUCUGGGACCCCGAGUCGGGACGUUGUAAGAGCACGCUCAUGGCGCACACGGGCGCCAUCACCUGUUUCCAGCACGAUGCUGGCAAGGUCAUCAGUGGCAGCGAGAAGACGGUCAAGAUGUGGGACAUCCAGACGGGCGAAUGCGUCCAGGACCUCCUGACAGACCUGGGCGGCGUUUGGCAGGUCAAGUUCAAUGGACGGCGCUGCGUGGCGGCCGUGCAGCGAGACCAGUUCACCUACGUCGAGAUUCUCGAUUUUGGUGCUGUCCGCGAUGGGCAAGCUCCUGAAGAUCUCGGCCGUCGAAUUCUGCUUAACGAAGACGAGGUCCCAGCCAUGAUUGAAGAGGAGCCAUGA
This is a messenger RNA of Emericellopsis cladophorae, 3003 nucleotides long. Its product is annotated as Cell division control protein-like protein. Gene Ontology annotation, cellular component: nucleus; cytoplasm. The transcript has 3 exons. The coding region runs from base 1 to 3003 and encodes 1000 amino acids. Gene Ontology annotation, molecular function: ubiquitin binding. The record is from RefSeq and is a predicted model, not a curated record. Gene Ontology annotation, biological process: proteasome-mediated ubiquitin-dependent protein catabolic process; ubiquitin recycling. Lineage: Eukaryota; Fungi; Ascomycota; Sordariomycetes; Hypocreales; Bionectriaceae.